AGCGGAGUACUUCGGGCGCCGCCGCCGCCGCCGCCGCCGUCGGCCGUGUCGCCGGGCGGCGGCUCGUCCGACCGCAAAGGCAAGGGCGUUGAGGGGCGGUCGGCGCAGCCGCCGCAGCGCGUCUAUGUCAACUGCAGCAUCGGCGACGAGCUGGACGCGGCGCUUCUCGCGGCCGAAGAGGCCGCCGCCGCGGCGCCCGUGCCGCUGCACCCACCGGUGCCGUCGCCAUCAUCAUCCACGCCCUUCCUCUCCCCGUUCGGCCAUGGCAGCCAGCAGCCACAAGACGGCGGCGGUGGGCUGCUCUCGCCGCUACCGCGCCCGGCCUCGUCUGCAGGUGGUGGCGGAGGGGGCGGCCGCACGCCUCGCGGUUUCGACCGGUUGUUGGCGGGCGGCAUGCCAGCGGUCGAAGUCAACCACCUGCGGCUGCAGUUCCGCGCGAUCCAGGCGCAGCGGUUCACCCCCGACACGAUGCCGUCGCCCGACGCGCUGACGCGCAUGGAGGACGAGUGGAUCGACAACGACGCUGGCGGCACCACCACGAACCCCGCCGCCACCUCCCUGCUCUACGCCAACGGCGUCAACAAUAGCAAUAACCCUGCCACAAAUAAUAAUGGAGGUGGAGGAGACGACGGCGAUACGGCCGCCGCCGCUCCAGCCACUACCACGGACGACGCGUACGGGCUCAGCGCCGUGUCCGACCAGCUGCUCAAGGGCAUGGUGGUGGGCUUCUUCUUCCCGCUCGGCGCCGCCAUGUGGCUGCAGCGCGAGGACGGCCUGUGGUCGAGGCGCUGGGCCGUCUUUGUGUGGCUGGGCGUGCUGCUCAGCGUCUCGGUCGGCAUCGUGCGCGCCCUGUCGGCGGGCGACGCGUAGCGUAGCCUAGGUAGCAAGCGUGGACUCUGUCCACGUGGCGGCCGCCUACGAGACUCGUGGCUAUGAAAGCCACGAGGACAGCGGCAAGACCCACAAGAUAUCUUGCUUGGCUUUGUUUUAAUAACAUGUGUAUAGUGGAUGAAUGCCGAGCACUGCCCCGCUGAUAUUGUAUUUACUUCAGGGAAGCUUGUAUAUAUAUAUAUAUAUAUAUAUUUAGAAAGAGAGAGAGAGAGAGAGAGAGAGAUUAGGCGCUUCUUGGGAAAGAGGGGAAGGAGGGAGAGCAAGCGAAGGUCC
Messenger RNA from Lasiosphaeria miniovina, 1164 nucleotides. Its product is annotated as DUF2407 C-terminal domain-containing protein. NCBI's taxonomy places the organism in Eukaryota, Fungi, Ascomycota, Sordariomycetes, Sordariales, Lasiosphaeriaceae. Gene Ontology annotation, cellular component: endoplasmic reticulum; Dsc E3 ubiquitin ligase complex. The record is from RefSeq and is a predicted model, not a curated record. The transcript has a single exon. The coding region runs from base 394 to 870 and encodes 158 amino acids.